This is a messenger RNA of Rhizoctonia solani, 483 nucleotides long. RefSeq names its product Retrotransposable element Tf2 protein. The record is from RefSeq and is a predicted model, not a curated record. The transcript has 3 exons. NCBI's taxonomy places the organism in Eukaryota, Fungi, Basidiomycota, Agaricomycetes, Cantharellales, Ceratobasidiaceae. Bases 1 to 483 code for a protein of 160 amino acids.
AUGGGGGCCAUACUUAGCCAACAAGGCCCAGACAACAGGCUGCACCCCAUAGCUUACAUGUCAAAAUCCUUCUCAGGUGCCAAAGCCAACUAUGACACCCACAAUAAGGAACUCCUGGCCAUCAUCAAGGCCCUAGAGGAAUGGCAAACUUGGAGUACUGGAUGCAAGCUUGCACCUUCAACCGCAGGCAUGCUUGAUGGAAAGCAGUCAGGGAAACCAGAUGCGCUCUCCAGAAGAUCAGACUACAAGGAUUCACCCCAGGAACCCAAAGUCAUGAUACCCCCCAAAGUCUUUGUUAAUACCAGAACAUCAGAAGAGGGGUUGGCAACUACAGAAGAGAUCCACUCAUUGCUCAGGGAAGAUCCCUCCCUAGAACCCAUCAUUUGCUUCCUCACAGAAGACAUGGACAAUGCCCUGCCAUCAAUCAGAAAGGCCUACAGGGAAUAUGACUGGUGUUACAAACCUCCUAACUUAUACCAUUAG